Striga asiatica is the source of this 927-nucleotide messenger RNA. The record is from the annotation of a GenBank genome assembly. NCBI's taxonomy places the organism in Eukaryota, Viridiplantae, Streptophyta, Magnoliopsida, Lamiales, Orobanchaceae.
AUGCAGCUUGCUAAGAUCAUCCGCGGCAGCCGAUGCUUUUCGCCGCAGCUUGUCAGUUGGCUCUCGGGAUGCGCGUUUCUUAUUGCUCGUGCCUUUCUCGUGCUCGGAGAAGAGGAUUUGAACCACCGUCCGAAGAGGCGCUCGUUUCUCACUGCAUGGGCCCGCGCCUCUGGCGAGAGCUUCCGGCAGUCGAGCAUCCCGCACAACCGUCUCUUGUCCGUCUUGCUCAAGUCUGGGUGCUCCUGCAUGCGGCCGAACGAAUAUUCGUCGCCCCGGCAAGCUCUCGAUCACUCGAACCACCUUCUCGACCGGCAACUCCUUAUCCCCCGCAACACAUUGCAAGUACCGAUCGACCGUUUUCCCGACCCCACGAACCGAACCAAACAACGCCUCCCGUUCGGCACCUCCUCCCGCGGCCGCCGCCCGUUUCCUCCACCGCCUCAUGCCCGCAAAACCGAGACCACCAUCUCGGUAUCCGGGCCCGCGAGAAGAAAGUCGUCCGGGCCCGCCUCGUCCAGCUGGCGGGCCGAGAGCCGCACGAGCUCUUCUUGGGCCGCGCGGGAUUUGGGCCCGUUGUUGGACCUCGACAGGCCCAAUAGCCUCAUGAGGAACUUAAUCGAGACGGAACCUUUCUCGGCCGGGAUCAAAUUCACGGUCAUUUCGAGGAUUUUCUUCUUCUUAUUCAUUUUGGUCGGGUCGUCGAGGGGUUUUCGUUUUCGGGCCCGAGGAGAUGGCGGCACGCGUAGACGUGUAGGGCUUCGCCGGCGAGCUGUGGGAAGUGGUAAUUACGCGCUCGAAAGUGUCGGGCCCGAGGAGGGAAAUGUCUUCGGUCCACCAGUCUUUGGGGGCGGACGAGCGGCGGCGGGCCUCGUGGCCUGGACGGGUAUAGGUGUAGGACCAAGUGACCUAAAAGAGAGUGGUGGUUGA